UCUACAUCCUCAUUCACCAUACACUCUUUCUUUUCUAGACAAUUUUAAACAACCUCUACACCCAGCGCAAUGCUUUAACACAUACGGACUAUACACCACAACCUCAGAACAACGUUGUAUCCCAACCCACAUCAUCCAUACCACAAAAAUGACUACCUCACCACCAGCACAACCCCCCGACACAACCACAACCACACCUACACCAGACACCACCACCACCAACGCACACGCCCGCCCCACGAAAUUCCGCUUCAAAGACCCCUCCCGAAAGCGCCAUCGCCACCACCACUCCUCCCACUCCCACUCCCACUCCUCCCACCAGCGCACCCCCUCCCCGAAACGCAAAAAACACCGCGCCCCCCACCGCCGCAAGCACACCACCUCACCACCUCCCUCCCCAUCACAGCCCACAUCUCGCUUCUCUCCUAGCACCGCCUUCCGAGAAUCCCUCUUCGACGCGCUGGGCGACGACGAAGGCGCAGCAUACUGGGAGUCUGUAUACGGCCAACCGAUCCACACAUACUCUGUGCCGGAGGUACCGAAGGGCCCAAAUGGCGAGCUGGAGAUGAUGGACGAGGAGGAGUACGCGGCGUACGUGCGUCGGAAGAUGUGGGAGCGGACGAGGGAGGGGAUGCUUGCUGAGGAGGAGAGGAUGAGGGAGGAGAGGAGGAGGGUGAAAGAGAAGGAGAGGAGGAGGGAUAGGGAGAGGGGGGAGUGGGAGAGGGCUGUGGAGGAGAGUUUGAGGAGGGGGAGGGAGAGGAAGAGGAGGAGAGGGUGGAGGGGAGUUUGGGGGAGGUAUUGUGCUUGUUGGGGAGUAUUGGAUGGGGUGGUUAAGGAAGGGGAUGGAGGGAGAAAGUUUGAGGAGGUGGUGUUUUGGCCGGUUGAGAGUGGGGAGAGGAGAGAUGUGGGGAGGAAGGAGGUGGAGGAGUUCAUGAGGGAGUGUGCGAGGGUGGUUGAUGAGGAGGACACGGAUAAAGAUGAGGGUGGUAGGGGGUUGCUGGGUCUCUUGAAGACGGAGAGGGUGCGGUGGCAUCCGGAUAAGAUUCAACAUCGGUAUGGCAAGUUGGGGAUUGAUGAGCGAGUGUUGAAGAGUGUGACGGAGGUGUUUCAGAUUGUUGAUCAGAUGUGGAGUGAGGAGAGGAAGAAAGGAAACCAGUAGAUGGGUGAUUGAGGUUUAUUAUACCCACUGAGUUCUUUUGAUGUAUACUGUUUGGUUGGCGUUCAUUAUGAUACCCUACUAUGUACUUUGUUUACUAGGUUGGUCGUCAACUUUUCGCGUUGCAAGGAAGCAAGCAAGCUCAUAGAUAGAUACAACUGAUAUAACGCGACACGGCUAUGCAAGGAUAAAUGACACAUUUUCUGUUCUGUUU
Molecule: messenger RNA, 1370 nt
Organism: Aspergillus vadensis CBS 113365
Lineage: Eukaryota; Fungi; Ascomycota; Eurotiomycetes; Eurotiales; Aspergillaceae
Exons: 1
Coding region: 149-1159 (336 amino acids)
Biological process (GO): canonical NF-kappaB signal transduction
Source: RefSeq, a predicted model, not a curated record